ACCGCUCAGGUUGUCCGCUCACACAGCCUCGGCCGCGAAAUAGCAGGAGACUUUUUAGGAGUGCCAUAUGCCUCUUCAGUGCCGCUGCGGGGCAUGCUUACAUUUACUUUUUUUUGUAUUGUUUACUGGAAAAAAAUAUAUGAUUUCAUAUUUCCUUGAAUAAAGAAAGAAAGGAGGCGGGAAGGAGGAUGAAAAAGCGAAACUGACUCUCUCGCGUUUUUACGACGAAACGUCGCUUUUGCCUCCCUUCAUUCUAAUUAACUGUCGCUUUGGCUUGUUUUCCCUUGCCUCACUUACAAGGCGGUAGUCAUUUGAUUUUCUUUCGUGGUAGAAGGCUGUGUCAGCGUUAAUCAGUCUUACAGCGUUGACUGUGAGUAUGACUUUCUUCGCCUUGCAAAAUUUCUUGUGUACGCCGGGGCAACAAAGUGCAUGAUUUAUGAAUCAUUGGCUUUAGACGACAUCUUCCUGGAAGACGUAAACGUAAUAAUAAGUAACUAAAUAAGCAAGCUAAAGAUACAGCAGCAAAAACAACAACAACAGCCUGUCAAACAAACAAAACUGAAAAAAAAGACAAUGAAAUAAGUGUUGCAUAAUUCAUUCACGAUACCAUUAGAAAUAAAACGAAAAAAAAAACUAAAAAAAACGAAAAAAAAUCACACAUCCAUACUCACGAAGUGCUUGUGAACAGAACGAACUGAACCACACACAUUACUUACUAAAGACUAUACGCCAGUACUUCUAAGCACUUAUAACAAAACAGUGAAGAAACCCAAAGCACCAGAACAAUCAGGGUUAAAGAUAUUACAAGUGUGUAGACUUUUUUUCCUCCCCUAAAACACGAACCUGUUGAGUUUAUCCCCUUGAUGGUUUUGGGUGAAUUCCAAAGACCAGGCGAAGCGGUGAACUCAUUGCUGUCGUCAAUUAUGCAAUAGAAAAGGAUCUGUGAGUUUCCGUGACGUCAAAAAGGACUGAGAACAUUUCCACGCCGCUUAAAGAUCUAGACAUCUUGCUCCCGCGGCCACGGUAUUCGUGCACAGGGUCGUGAGGAGGCGGCGCUGCGCCAUCUGCGGCCCUCGGACACUCCAGCUGGUGUCAUGGCGUCGCGGUCAAGGUGACGACCCGCUGAAGGCCACCUGCGCCCUCCAGCUGGCACCGACGUCCCUUUUACACUCCGACCAUGUUUAAUAUGAGCACCGCAGCGCCCCUUUUGGCUGCCGCGCUGACGACCCUCGCCCCGCCCACGGCACAACCAACGCUCGCGCCCACGUCCUCCACGCCCUCCAUCUCGCCCCCGGUCUCCCUACAGCCGCCCUCGCUCAAUCCUUCCCUCAACCUAACCGCGGGCGUGAGCGAGGGCGUGAACGAGACCGCCCUUCCCGCGGCCGACGAUGACGACGUCUACGCCACCUUCCUGGACGUGUCGCGGUACGUGGUGCAGCGGGUGUUGGUGCCCCUCGUCCUUGUCGUGGGCGUCGUGGGCAACUCCGUGACGAUCGUGGUCCUGACGAGGCGGCAGAUGAGAUCCUCCACCAACAACUACCUGACGGCCCUCGCCAUCUCCGACCUCCUGUACCUGGUGUUCAUCUUCUCGCUCUCCAUACGCCACCACCCCGGCAUGGACCACCCGCACCACUGGUUCUACUGGCACUACUUCCGCUACGCUCUCUGGCUCACCGACGCCACCAGCAGCACCUCCAUUUGGCUCACAGUCACCUUCACAAUUGAACGGUACAUCGCUGUCUGUCAUCCUAUUAAGGGAAAGGUCUACUGCACCGAGAGCCGGGCCAUGAUCGUCAUCGGCGUGGUCUACGCGCUGUGCUUCACCCUGACUGCUUCGACCCCGCACGAAUGGGUCAUCGAGGAGGUUCGAGACAACGCCACAGGAACCUCGGUGCUCCGGCUCGACUAUUCGGACCUCGGACGCAACGAUACCUACAAGAUGGUAUUCUACUGGUUCACGGCCGUUUGCUUCAUCCUGCUUCCCCUCGUGCUUCUGUCGGUGUUCAAUUCCUUCCUCAUCUACGUGGUGAAGCAAAGCCGGGCCCAGCGACGCACCAUGACGAACCAGCGCCUUGAGAGGGACACCCAUUCGCAGUCGCAGGAAAAUAAGAUUACUGUGAUGCUGAUCGCUGUGGUUCUGUUGGCUCUCGUCUGUCAGCUUCCUGUGGCUGUACUGCUGCUCUACAAGUCGUUUAAUGAGUCCGAACCCAACACCAUGUCCGACAACAUCGAGCGCGGCCUCGGCAACAUCUUCAACCUGCUCUCGGCCAUCAACGCGGCCUGCAACUUCGUCCUGUACUGCGCCAUGAGCGACAAAUACCGACGUACCUUCCUGCGCACCUUCUGCUCGCGCUGGUACCGUCAGCCGUCGCCCUUGCACUCCUGGAUGGCCACGGCGUACAGCAACGUGGACGACGGCAGCCCCAGGUUCUCCAGGAUGUCGUCCAUGCGCAUGUCCAGGCGGUCCUCACACAGGUCACUUCCGUCGCGGGACCGGACGACGCAGACCCGCGUGUGAGCGACGCCGCCGCAGCCUCUCUGCUCAACGGGUCGCCCUCCGCCCGCAACGCCCCGCCCGCGCCGGCCAAGGGCCCCCUGCAGCGCCUGGCUCGCCGGCUGGCCGCCCUCAGGCCCCGGGGGCGGCGCGGAGGGGGCUCGGCCACCAGCAGCCAGCUGGCGGGCACGCACAUCGUCAUCACGUGCCAACAGCCGUCGCAGGACGAGCAGACGGCGCUCUAAGCGGACGCCAGCAGUCGGGAGGCUUCACGUGCACACGCAUGAACGCAUAUACAUUCGUACAUGUGUGUGUGCAUACAUAGUUACAUAUACACAU
Penaeus indicus is the source of this 2833-nucleotide messenger RNA. RefSeq names its product FMRFamide receptor-like. Bases 1178 to 2518 code for a protein of 446 amino acids. Gene Ontology annotation, biological process: G protein-coupled receptor signaling pathway. Gene Ontology annotation, molecular function: G protein-coupled receptor activity. Lineage: Eukaryota; Metazoa; Arthropoda; Malacostraca; Decapoda; Penaeidae. The record is from RefSeq and is a predicted model, not a curated record. The transcript is spliced from 10 exons. Gene Ontology annotation, cellular component: membrane.